Cyclocybe aegerita is the source of this 1155-nucleotide messenger RNA. Lineage: Eukaryota; Fungi; Basidiomycota; Agaricomycetes; Agaricales; Hemipholiotaceae. The record is from the annotation of a GenBank genome assembly.
UAUGAAGCAUCGGCAUACGCAGUCCAAGGCGAAUGGGAGUGCCAAUGGAACGGCAGGUGGAUUGGGUGGUGAGAAGAGGGAGUAUACGGUGGAGCAGGAGUCGGUGGUCAAGCGAGUGCGGUCAUGUAAAUUGACGGAAUAUUAUGAGAUUUUGGCCGUCAAGAAAGACUGCGAGGAGGCGGAGAUUAAGAAGGCCUAUCGCAAGUUAGCGUUGGCCUUGCAUCCCGAUAAAAACGGUGCGCCAGGUGCUGACGAGGCUUUCAAAGUGGUCUCCAAAGCCUUUCAAGUGCUCUCAGAUCCUCAAAAACGGGCAGUGUAUGAUAGCGGUUCUGACCCAGAGAACAGAUUCAGUGGAAUGUCGUCGUCGUCGUCUCCAUUCUCUGCGAGUUCGUUCGGGAAUGGUGCCAGAUUCGAUGGGGAACUCAGUCCAGAGGAUCUAUUUAACAUGUUCUUUGGCGGUGGUGGCGGCGGAGGCACUCCAUUUGGGCCCGGCUUUGCAGCGAACUUUGGAGGUGGCCCAGCUGUCUUCACUUUUGGUGGCAAUGGGUUUCGAACACAAACGUUUACACGCCGUCCUGGUGGUGGUGGUGGCGGCGGCAAUGCAGAGGUCGAACCUCGCUCCCUCCUUGUCCAACUUCUACCCUUACUCCUCUUGUUCGCCUUCUCCUUCCUAUCCUCCCUCCCCAGUUUAUUUUCAACACCACCGGCACCCGACCCCCGGUUUGCUUUCAUGGCCACCUCGAAGUAUAGCACCGAAAUGGAGACGGGAGGCUUGGGCGUCCACUACUUCGUAAACCAAGCGGAACUCUCCAAUCAUCCUGUCAUUGGUGCGGAAUUAGCCAAAGAGGGGGUCAAAGUUGGGCGAGUGGUCGAGGAGCCUAUAACCAAAGAUGAAGGAAAAGCAGACGGACAACAGCCUUUGGGCUCCAAACCUCAGACACGAACAGUGGUUCGGGGAAAGGGCAAGCAACGCGGGCCAGCUCUCACGAAGUUCGAAGACUCAGUCGACCGGGUCUACACACAAGACCUGUACGCGCAAUGUCAGCGUGGCGUGGACCGAAAAGAACGAGCGAAGGAAGCAGAGAUGGGUAUAUUCGGUAUCGGGACUGACUGGGAGAAGGUUUGCUUCGCCGAUAGGGACAACUUCCACAUGUA